Molecule: messenger RNA, 1423 nt
Organism: Capsella rubella
Lineage: Eukaryota; Viridiplantae; Streptophyta; Magnoliopsida; Brassicales; Brassicaceae
Product: tRNA pseudouridine synthase A
Exons: 10
Coding region: 114-1226 (370 amino acids)
Biological process (GO): tRNA pseudouridine synthesis
Molecular function (GO): pseudouridine synthase activity; RNA binding
Source: RefSeq, a predicted model, not a curated record
AGAUAUUAAAAUUAAAAGUAUAUAAAGUCCAAUCGCCUCAAUUGUGUUCUUUAACCCUGAUGCAGUAGCACUGAGCUUUGGUGAGAAAACAAAACAUCGGUGGGUGACAGAUAAUGUCCGAUAAUCUGAAGCAUCAUCGCGAUACUACAGCUUCUCAGGAAUCAGUCGAGAGACUCUCGAAGGUUGCGAAAAUUGAGGGGUUCAGUGACGAAGAAGAAGGAUUGGUCUACUCGGAGUCGGAGCUGUCCAUGAACCCUGGGAAUCCUAGAUUGCAGCGUUACUUAGUUGCCAUCGAGUAUAUUGGUACACGUUUCUCCGGUUCGCAACAGCAAGCUACGGACCGCACCGUCGUCGGUGUUUUGCAGGAGGCUUUUCAUAAGUUUAUUGGUCAGCCAGUUAAGAUCUUCUGCUCAAGUCGAACGGAUGCGGGAGUGCAUGCACUAUCAAAUGUUUGCCAUGUAGAUGUGGAACGCAUCAGUAAAAGGAAGCCGGGUGAAGUGUUACCACCACAUGAGCCUGGUGUGGUCCAGAAAGCUGUGAACCAUUUUUUACAGAGAAAAGAUGGCGAUGUUAUGGUGAUUGAUGUCCGGUGUGUCCCAAGUAACUAUCAUGCCAGAUAUAAGGCCCGGGAGCGCACAUACUUCUAUCGCAUUCUAUCGGGGUCGGAUCCAUUAUCAAUCCUUGAAAAAGACCGUUGCUGGCAUGUUCCUGAGGAGCUAAAUCUUCGCUCUAUGCAGGAAGCAUGCAAAGUUCUUGUUGGAACUCACGAUUUUAGCUCCUUCAGGGCAGCUGGUUGCCAGGCAAAGUCGGCUAUGAGAUCUUUAGAUGAACUAAGUGUCACUGAAGUACCAUCAACUCCAUACUUUCCAUCUAUCACGGAAAGGGCCAGUAACCUAAACAAUGGAGAUCCUUUCGCAUGUUCCAGUCAACACAAGACUGAGACUGCUGGUGUGGGUACUAAUGUUGGGGAAGUGGAGGGGUCUACAGAUGGUGAUUCUUUUGGUGCAAGGAGACGGCACCGCUGCUAUGUAGUUACAGCGCGUUCCCGCGGUUUUUUGUACCACCAGGUUCGACUGCUUGUAGGAGUACUAAAAUCUGUUGGCACUGGAGAAUUGACAGUCGCAGACGUUGAACGUAUCCUGGAGGCGAAGACAGUGAGUGCAUCCAAACCCAUGGCUCCUGCAUCUGGUCUAUAUCUUGCCCGUGUCAAAUAUGAGUUUCCAUGAAGACUUAAAAGUUCACUUCAUUCCUGCAAUAAUGGGCGAGGAGUCAGCAGAAUAGGUUUUGCUGAGAUUUGAGAAGCUGAAUAGAGAGAUAAGGUCAUAGAGAUACUGAGUUUUGAUGUGUUCUAGUUCCACCAAAUGAAUCUAAUGAACUGAAAUAACAGUAUUCGGAGCAAGUGAGUUUUGAUCUCUUUCUACUA